CUCCCUCCGCUUCUCGAAUCGCCCACAGCCUAUUCCGGCAGCUGCCUCGCCCUCAGCAACCGGCUCGUCGCCUACCUGCAGACGCUUCUAUCCCCGCCGCCAUGCUUCACCCUGUCUAUUGGAAGCGGCUUUGGUCUGCUCGAAGCGUACCUCAUGGCCGGCACCCACGGCCUCCACGUAGUUGGCGUAGAGGUGGAGCCCAGCCCCAACAAGUACCUGCCCGCUUCCCACCACGGCGUCGUCAACGGCUCUCGCUUCCUUGAGCCCCUCGCUGCUCAAGCAGCUGCUUGGCUGUUCGUGUAUCCGAGACGCGUUGGCUUGGUCCAGGAGUACAUGGCUGCGUAUGGCGAGAGGAGCGUCAAGCGCAUCGUGUGGGCCGGCCCGAAGGCUGAUUGGGACGAUUACAGGGCAUGCUUCGCCGGCUGGCAUGUGCAGGAGCAGGAAGCCCAUGAGGUCGGUGGGCAUGCAUGGGAGUUGAUUGUUGUUGCAAAUAGA
Molecule: messenger RNA, 495 nt
Organism: Exserohilum turcica Et28A
Lineage: Eukaryota; Fungi; Ascomycota; Dothideomycetes; Pleosporales; Pleosporaceae
Exons: 1
Source: RefSeq, a predicted model, not a curated record